GUUCAUUGAUAACAUCGGAAACUAGAGAGGAAUCUUUAAUGUCUCAAGGCUGUGUGUUGUUUACCUGACUCUUGGAAGCAUUGUUUCACCGGUAAUUUACAGCCGUCUUAAAAAAUCUUGUCUUGUUGAACAAUUCUGGUUCCCAAAUAUUAGCGUUUUUGAUACAUUUUCUUGGCAUUAAAUGGGCCAUAGGUAUCAUCGACGUUUUGGUGGUAGAAUAUCUUACAUCAACCAAUGGGUUAAGUAUUCUUUAUGCUUGGCGAACUUCAUUUUCUUAGCUGUUGGAGCAUUGUUUCUUGUGUUCGGUGUGAUUGCAUUUAGUGAGUCGGAAGGUAUACCAUGGAAAUCUAAAACUAUUGCAUUGCACUGGCUUUUCAACCUAACCGUAAUUUGUAUGGUCGUUGGGGUCAUAACUUUAUUUGUUUCACUGGCUGGUUUUGUCGGAUCUUUACGUGAAAACACUUGUCUGCUGAGAUUUUAUUACUUCAUUUUAACGUUGCUUUUUCUGACAGAGGUUGUUUGCUGCGUAUUGUUCUUUGUGUACCGUGAAUCAACUGUCCACAGGCUUGAAGAGUUAAUCAAAACUACUUUUGUUAUUCAAUAUAGAGAAAUUGGAUUUGAGGAUACAACAAACUUUAUGGACUUUAUUCAAAAAGAGCUUAAUUGUUGCGGACCUAAGUCAUACCUUGAUUGGACAGCUAAUCGAUACUUUUCAUGUGAUAAGUCUAAUAUAAGCCCUGAAGCUUGUGGAGUUCCAUAUUCUUGUUGCCGUCAAAUGAAUGAUAUCAGUGUUAAUAUUAUUAAUACAUCGUGUGGAUUUGGUGUACAAAAAUUAACAACUGCUGAAGCCAAUCGUAUGGUAUGGACAACUGGAUGUGUUCAUGCUCUUAUCAGUGCAGUGGAAAACAACAUAGUCUAUUUCGCUUAUGGGUUUGUUAGCGUAGCUGUGUUUCAGCACAGAUUCUUAAGGAAUAGAGUUGUCUUAUUGUGUAAAAUGUUCGUAAACAUCAACCAACCAUCUAUGAUGUGGUUUUUGGUGUAAUAAAUUUACGCCCGACCGUAUUUAACUGUGUAUUAGUUAUAAUAUCUUGAUGCUCUGAUCUUGUUAAAAGUAGAAAAGCUUGAUGCCUCUGAAAUGUUAACUUACCGUCCCUUACUCGUAGUAUCGUCCAGGGAUAACCUGCUCGUUUGUUGGGGAUGUUAGAUCUCCAGAACUCCCUUGGUAAAUAUCUUAAUUUUCUAAUUGUAUUUUGAACAUUUAAAUUUCUUUGUUUUCGCGCCAAAAGCGCUCUUCUCAUAUUCAUGUAUUUCCCACUUGGGAGAAUCGUUAACGCUAUUGGUCCGUUGUAUAUUUUAGUAAACUAUUUUUUAACGCUUCUCAAGGACAGUUUUAUGCUGUAUAUAUAUACGUCUGAUUUGCGUCUGUUGUUAUAUAUAUAUUUGCAUGUAUAUAUCGCUGUUCGGUUUCUUCUAUUGCGUUAGUUUAGAAGUUUUCAUGUCUCAUAUGACUCACAUUUUUAUACUUUCAUUGAAGACUACGAUUGAAGUAACUACUUUUAUGAAUUUGGUAUUCAUCUUGCUGUGUUAAUGAGGUGUGGCAACUUGGACCGAUGUAUAUAUGUGCCUGGUCCUACGUUGUAAAUGACUGACUGACUGAUACUAUGCUAGGGACUCUUUUAUAUGUUGAUAAUAAUAACACAAUCGGUAGCAGAUACUUUAAACAAAUAAUUGGCCACAGUUUUAUAUUUCAAAGUUUACAGCUCUAUUUGUUUUUUUCAGGACAUUUUUACCAUCCAUCUAAUUAUGUAUAUAUAAUUAUUAUUAACAGUUGUAUACGUUUUCUAUUUCACUUCCUUAAAUCUUUCUGUUUCUUUCUUAGCUUAUAGCUAUCCUACUUGCAAAGACACUGCAUACACAAAUCAAUGAUCAACUGCGUUUAGUGCAUCAAGAAAAUAAUUACUUUUGAGAAUUUUUCUUCCGUCCGUCUAAAGAUAAUGUGCAUUAUUAUUAUUAUUAUCACUAUUUGUAAGUAAAAGAAUAUAUUUUUGGAUUAUUUUUGGUGACUACUGCUAAUUCUUCAUCAAUCACUGAAACAACAAUUUACUCAUCUUAUAUGGAAUGAAUAAGGACAAUAAUACGAAAAAUCCUUUCCUCAUCAAAUCGAUGUAUAUAUUCAUUCCUGACUGAUCCCAUUGUGAUUUGAACUUGCUCAGUUCUUUGCUUGUUUUAUUUUUGCUGUUACAUCCUAAUGAAUUACAAUUUGUUAACUGAAAAAUGAUGUAAAAUAUAAAUCGUAUUUUUUUGAAAUUUUAUGUUUUCUUAAUCUAAAACAUUGUCAAUGAUGAUUGUUUGUAUUAUAUUAUCUUUCAUUUUUAUAAUGAAUUUAUUUUAUUUCAUUAUAUUAGUAUUAUUCGAUGUAAUUU
Messenger RNA from Schistosoma bovis, 2423 nucleotides. The record is from the annotation of a GenBank genome assembly. NCBI's taxonomy places the organism in Eukaryota, Metazoa, Platyhelminthes, Trematoda, Strigeidida, Schistosomatidae.